ACCUUGGAAACAAGUCAUUUAACGAGAUCAAAUAACCGCGUCGGUAGUAAAUUCCUUUGUGAGGUAAGUGGCGUUGACUCGUAGAGUGCCCAUCGUAGUACAAUGAACGAACCUUGAAGCUACUCAGCAGAUUAUCACAAGGCGAAACCAGUUCUUUUAUCUUCGAUGUAUUAAAGUGAAAAUGAGCAGAGGACGUGGAACAGUGAGGAGACGGUUGUUCGACGAACCACCGACAAACGAGUGCGAGCAGUUGAACAAUAUUAAUGUUAGCGAAGAUAACGAACAGCUACUUGAUCGUAAGCAAGAGGAAUGGAACUUUGAUUUUCGGAAUGGUCGACCAUUGCCUGGUCGGUAUGCUUGGCAACCUAUGGUUAGCAACACUGUUCAUCGAGCACGGCCAUGUGCUUUUACACCUGUUGCAACAAGGACUACAAGUAAUGAAUCAAUUACUAGUCAAGUAAAUACAACAAGUACCAGACAUGGAUCAAGCAGAAGCUCAAAUGUUGUAAGACAUUCACCGUAUAAUCUCCGAAGCCGUACAAGAAACACACGUACUGUUGAAAGAGGAUUUUAUCCAGUUAGUAAUUAUUCAAAUAGAGACAGAAGUAGCUCGAGGUCUUCGAACGCGUCAAGUGAACGACCCGAAGGCGACGUUAGGACGUAACCUCGUCAGAAAAGAUAUGACCUUUCAUUGUUUCUUUUGCCACAUUUUCCUUGACUGUUCACUCAUGAAAAUUUGUUUGUCAAUGUUGUACACGGGUCCCUUAUUGUGUAAAUAAGUUAUAGAAUCUAUAUACAGGGGACGUUAAUAAAUUAAUAUAACACUAUUGUUAUAUGAAGUUAGUUGAUCAUCAUCUGCUAUGAAAUGACUCGACAUACAAUGUCGUGGGUUUUCUAAAUGCCA
Molecule: messenger RNA, 904 nt
Organism: Xenia sp. Carnegie-2017
Lineage: Eukaryota; Metazoa; Cnidaria; Anthozoa; Malacalcyonacea; Xeniidae
Exons: 1
Coding region: 182-664 (160 amino acids)
Biological process (GO): regulation of cell cycle
Cellular component (GO): nucleus
Molecular function (GO): cyclin-dependent protein serine/threonine kinase inhibitor activity
Source: RefSeq, a predicted model, not a curated record